AUGGCUGACACCAAAGUUCUUUCACCAGCAAUACCUUCACAAGAUGAGGUGAUGACUGAAUCUCAACAACAAGUACAAUCAAAGUUUUCAUCAACAUCAACAACACAAAGUCCAACGUCAACCCCAAAUUCACAACAAUUUUCAAAAAAUCUGCAAAAGCAACCUCGAUACGAUAAAAAACCAUUAACACCUUCAGCAAUCUUACAAGAUUACAACAAUAAUACACAAUCAUCAAACGAACAAAAAAUGGUUUCCACGGCAUCAACAACUCCAAUCUCAACUAAUAACAAUACUCCCAAACGUGGGAAAAAUCAACAACAGCAACAACACCACCAAUCGGAAGAACUUGGAUCGUUUUCUUUCACAAAAAAAGACAUUGUCAAAGUUAAUUCGGUAGUAUCUGAUUUACAUUCAAACAUCACUUCCAGUAUUUGUCGUAGUGGUAAAUCAAGUUGUCGGAAUAGUACCAGCACCACCAAUAGCAACCACAACAAUAUCAAUCACAAUAAUAGAAACAAUAAUGACGAUGACUUAACAUUUAAGGAUUUUGAUUAUGAUGAACAAAUUAGAUUUCCUCGAGUCAACACUUAUUACACUUAUAACACCAAAAAGACUUCUUUUAGUUCUAAUGAUGAUAAACUAAGCACCAAAUCACAUCCCAGUAGUGAAUCAAUUUUCAAACAUAUUACAAAGGAACAACAAAAUCAAAAUCAAACAGAUCAAGGUGAAGAAGGUGAUGAACAACAUGAACAUGAUUAUAUACCGGCAAACUUUGAUUUGAAUCAACCAUUAAGAAGAUAUUCGGUACCAUUACAAUUAAAAGAAUCUCCCGAGGAACAAUUGUUACAUAAAUUUGCCGAAAAUAAUAAAAUUUACGAACGACUGAUGAACUCACAACCUGAAUCAGUAUCUGCCUCAGUAUCAAUAUCAGGUACAAGUACAGAAUCAGAACCGGAUUCGGAAUCAAAUAUCGAGUCACCACCACCACAACCACCACAACCACGACAAUUGAGAUUGAAAAAUCCCACUAAUUGUUCCAAAUCAAAAGAAACUAAUUAUAAUAAACAUUUGAAACCAUUAUAUCAAUUGAAAAAACCACUUUUAACUCCAGCAGUAUUACGACCAGCUUAUACUAAUGAUCAUGAGAAUUUAUCUCCUCCAACAAUCAUACCACCACCAACAUCAUCAUAUACCAUUAUAAUACCCAAUUCAGAUUAUUUCCAUAGUAAUGGCGGGGGAGGUCUACCCAAUUGUACUAAUGAACCGGUUCAUGAUCAUUGGAAAGAUAAUGGAUUAACUAGUAAUUGCAUGUGGUGUGUUAAGCCAUUUCAUAAUCCUAUUGUUUCUAUGAUUUGUGAUGGACCUAGAAGACAUCAUUGUCGAUUUUGUGGAUUGAUAUUUUGUGCUGAUUGUUUAGUUAAUAAAACCAUUUUAAUUGAUCAUGAGGCACGAUUUGUCAUUCCAAUACUACUGCUGACAAAUAGUAAUGAGACCGAAACCAAGACCAACAAAUUACAACAAUUUUUUUCAAAUUCUAAAGUGUGUAAGAAAUGUGGGAUGAUAUAUGAUAAUCUUAUUGAAGAAUUAAACAAACUGGAGAAUAAUUAUACCACGUCGUUUGUGUUGGUUGAUAAUCCAUUCAGAAAGAAUUAUAGUAAAAGUAAUGAUUAUCUGUUUGCACAACAGCAACAUCAACAACAACAGCAACAACAACAGUUACAACAACAAUCAUCUCGUCCUGAGAAAAGACUCAGUGUUGCAGAUGUGCCUAAUGAUUGGGUAUGGAGUUCAUUUUAA
Candida albicans SC5314 is the source of this 1797-nucleotide messenger RNA. RefSeq lists its product as uncharacterized. Gene Ontology annotation, molecular function: metal ion binding. The record is from RefSeq and is a predicted model, not a curated record. NCBI's taxonomy places the organism in Eukaryota, Fungi, Ascomycota, Pichiomycetes, Serinales, Debaryomycetaceae. Bases 1 to 1797 code for a protein of 598 amino acids. The transcript has a single exon.